AUGCAGAUGUCCCGAACUUCCUCGACUGCGACGCCUACAUGGCAUCACUUCGAGCGAAAGCUCGAGGAGGUCAAGCCUUCCAAGACUGAUAUCAACUACUUGGUCAUGGAUUACCUCAUCACCAACGGCUAUCCCGCCGCUGCGAACAAAUUCGCAGUAGAGGCCAACAUUAAACUCAGAACAGACCUAGAGUCUAUUCAGGAGCGUGUUGAGAUUAGGACUGCGAUUUACUCCGGUGAUAUCCAGUCAGCUGUCGAAAAAAUCAACGAGCUCAAUCCUCAGAUUCUCGAUGAGGACCCUUCUCUGCACUUUGCUCUUCUGCGCUUGCAGUUGGUUGAAUUGAUACGCUCCUGCAUGGCCGUCCCAGGCAAUGACAUUAGUCCAGCUUUGGACUUUGCGACGUCGCAGCUUGCACCUCGAGCCCCUACGAACCCCCAGUUCCUAGAGGACCUCGAGCGGACGCUUGCCUUAUUAAUAUUCCCCAGUGACAACCUGGACCCAUCGCUUGCAUGUCUUCUGGACCCCGCGCUUCGUAAAGAUAUUGCAACCCAAGUCAACGAGGCCAUUCUGCAGAGUCAAGGCGCUCGUAAAGAGGCCCGCCUGCGCAACCUUGUGAAGCUUCGGACUUUUGCCGAGAACAAGGCCCGAGUCGCUAAAAGAGACAUCCCAGACACCCUAGAUAUUGGCUUGGUCGGCGAUUCUCACAAGAACUCUAGUAAUGACCUUGCUACUAACAUUACCGACACUUUAAUGUCCCACAACAGCGACGUUGACCCAAUGAUAUCCUGA
This is a messenger RNA of Penicillium antarcticum, 789 nucleotides long. Its product is annotated as glucose-induced degradation complex GID8. The coding region runs from base 1 to 789 and encodes 262 amino acids. Gene Ontology annotation, cellular component: nucleus; cytoplasm. The transcript has 3 exons. NCBI's taxonomy places the organism in Eukaryota, Fungi, Ascomycota, Eurotiomycetes, Eurotiales, Aspergillaceae. Gene Ontology annotation, biological process: proteasome-mediated ubiquitin-dependent protein catabolic process. The record is from RefSeq and is a predicted model, not a curated record. Gene Ontology annotation, molecular function: protein binding.